Molecule: messenger RNA, 1643 nt
Organism: Echinops telfairi (small Madagascar hedgehog)
Lineage: Eukaryota; Metazoa; Chordata; Mammalia; Afrosoricida; Tenrecidae
Gene: RBM42
Product: RNA binding motif protein 42
Exons: 10
Coding region: 78-1505 (475 amino acids)
Molecular function (GO): mRNA binding
Source: RefSeq, a predicted model, not a curated record
ACCGGCGGCUGUGGCGGCGGCGGCGACGCGAAGGCUGAGCUGAGGCUGUAGUGGCAGGGAUAGCGACGGCAGCAGCAAUGGCUGGGGCAGGGCCCGCCCCGGGGCUCCCGGGGGCAGGAGGACCCGUGGUCCCGAGCCCUGGCGCUGGGAUCCCGGGAAAGAGCGGCGAGGAACGCUUGAAGGAAAUGGAAGCCGAGAUGGCUCUGUUUGAGCAGGAGGUUCUAGGAGCUCCGAUCACCGGAAUCCCGACGGCUGUGCCCGCCGUGCCUACUGUCCCCACGGUCGAAGCGAUGCAGGUCCCGACAGCGCCAGUGAUCCGCCCCAUUAUCGCGACCAACACAUACCAGCAGGUCCAGCAGACUCUGGAGGCUCGGGCAGCCGCUGCGGCCACAGUGGUUCCUCCCAUGGUGGGCCCCCCUUUUGUGGGCCCAGUUGGCUUCGGCCCUGGUGAUCGGAGUCACCUGGACAGUCCAGAGGCUCGUGAAGCCAUGUUCCUGCGGCGAGCAGCCGUGGCCCCCCAGAGGGCCCCAAUCCUGCGGCCGGCCUUCGUCCCCCAUGUGCUGCAAAGAGCAGAUUCUGCUCUCUCUUCUGCAGCAGGCGGCCCCCGCCCGAUGACCCUGCGGCCACCUCACCAGGCCCUCGUGGGCCCCCCUCUGCCCGGGCCCCCUGGGCCACCCAUGAUGCUCCCACCAAUGGCUCGGGCCCCAGGGCCGCCCCUGGCCUCCAUGGCAGCUCUCAGGCCUCCCCUGGAAGAGCCAGCAGCCUCCCGAGAGCUGGGCCUGGGCCUGGGUCUGGGCCUCAAAGAGAAGGAAGAGGCGGUGGUUGCAGCGGCCGGGCUGGAGGAGGCCAGUGCUGCUGUGGCUGUGGGAGCAGGAGGCACCCCAACUGGCCCUGUGGUCAUUGGACCCAGCCUGCCACUGGCCCUGGCCAUGCCAUUGCCUGAGCCUGAGCCCCUGCCCCUGCCACUAGAGGUAGUCCGUGGCCUGUUGCCCCCCCUACGAAUUCCCGAGCUCCUGUCCCUGCGUCCAAGGCCCCGGCCCCCUCGCCCUGAACCGCCCCCUGGCCUCAUGGCUCUAGAGGUCCCCGAGCCCCUGGGUGAGGACAAGAAGAAAGGGAAGCCAGAGAAGCUGAAGCGCUGCAUCCGCACAGCGGCCGGGAGCAGCUGGGAGGACCCCAGCCUGCUGGAGUGGGAUGCCGAUGACUUCCGGAUCUUCUGUGGGGACCUGGGCAACGAGGUGAAUGAUGACAUCUUGGCACGUGCCUUCAGCCGCUUCCCGUCCUUCCUUAAGGCCAAGGUCAUCCGGGACAAGCGCACAGGCAAGACUAAAGGCUACGGCUUCGUCAGCUUCAAGGACCCCAGUGACUACGUGCGCGCCAUGCGCGAGAUGAAUGGGAAGUAUGUGGGCUCCCGCCCCAUCAAGUUGCGGAAGAGCAUGUGGAAGGACCGGAACCUGGACGUGGUGCGCAAGAAGCAGAAGGAAAAGAAGAAAUUGGGCCUGAGAUAGGGUCCGUGACAAGGCCCCCACUCCCACCUGGCCGGGCGCUGGCUCUUCCCUACACCUCUCUUUUUGGGAACCACCCCCUACCCAACUAUCCACUCACCUGCUCCCCACCCAGUUUCAAUAAAUGUAUGUUCAUUUCCA